This is a messenger RNA of Cadophora gregata, 840 nucleotides long. RefSeq lists its product as uncharacterized. The transcript is spliced from 3 exons. The record is from RefSeq and is a predicted model, not a curated record. NCBI's taxonomy places the organism in Eukaryota, Fungi, Ascomycota, Leotiomycetes, Helotiales, Ploettnerulaceae. Bases 1 to 840 code for a protein of 279 amino acids.
AUGAUUCCUGCAGACCAUUCCCAUGCGCCAUGGCGGAAAACAAUCCUCAUCCCCUUCUGGACGAUCCAACUGGGGCUGGAGUUGAUUAUGAUCGCGCUGCUUUCGUUGGCGGUCGGUGUUCUGGUGCAUUAUGACAAUAACGACAGUUUCUACUACAGCGAUUCAGACGAAGAUACAAUCGAGAAGGCUGGAAAAGUUGUCGGCCCAGUUUGGAUCGCACUGAUCUCAGCAUGUCUCAUUCUCACCGUUACAGAAAUCGUCCUGCUAGCACGAAAGAGCCUCAAGCCCCUUACAUUCCUCAUCACGAACAUCCUGAAGUCUGCGAUAUGGGCAGUGUUGUUCGUAAUUGAUAUCAUAUCUGCGGUGAACACGUCUACUUCACGAACAGCGUCGGCAGUUGCGAUUUUGAUCGAGGCAGCUUUACUACUCUCCUUCUGGCUUCCUCUGAUCUACGCCUCCAUAAUCUACCACCGCUUCCGGAAAGGUCGUCAAUACAAGCCCGUCAACAAUCCGCAUUUCCACAACGCACCACAAUCUCAAGGCACAGACUUCACACAAUACUCCACAGCGCCAAUCCCGGCAUACCCGAAUCCAGAACCUUAUAAAGGGUAUGGACAGCAGACGGUGAGUGACGUGGAACAGCAGAGGACGGAUGGAGGAGGGAGGAGGUUGAGCUAUAAUCAUCAGAGGGAUCCGAGGUUUGAGGCAUAUAGAAGAACUUCAGGGGGUGAUUUGGGGAUGGGCGCAGGAAUGAGCCCCCCAGUGCCGAGUGUGUUGAUACAGCAUCAUGAUGGAAAUACGUUUGAGAUGGAGGGUGGUGCUAGGAGAGAAUUACGGUAG